AUGGCGGUUGUUAUUGCUACGCUCCGAAACCAAUAGCUUUUUAUUUUCAAUACGAAUACUCAAUAUAUACAAUAGAAAAAGUAUUUUAGAUUAUUUGUAUUGCGAUAUCGGUUAAAUUAAUUAUCAUAUUAUGCAUUUAAAUCUGAAGCGUACUACUAAAACAAAAUAUUACAAUAAUGCAUUCAAAUGCAAUUAAGAUGUUUCUAUUAUUGUUUAAUACAUUGUUUUUAUAAUAUUGUGAGAGGAAAAUAUACCGAAAAUGAGGUGUAGCGUACAAUUCUGUACCAAUGAUACAAAACGAAUGACCAAGAGUCAAGGAAUCACUUUUCAUUUGUUCCCUAAAGAAGAAAAUCUCCGCACGGCCUGGAUAGAAGCCCUCGGCAUGAAGGACUGGGAGCCAAAAGAACGCAGCUCAGUGUGCUCCGAACACUUCCGGGACGAGGACUUCUACGACACCAAGUGUGGUCUGCGCAAGAUAAAGAACGGAGCCAUUCCUGUUAUUGCUCAAGUGUGCAGGAUAUGUUUGGCGGUGAACUCGAAAAUGUACCACUUGACUGACUGCCACCUGGACGACACGUUUCAACAGAUCACCGGAAUCACGUUAAAUGAGGAAGACAGGCUGCCGUACAAUUUAUGCUGGGAGUGCGCCCACCGCCUGCUGUCGUGCCAGCGGCUGCGGGCCAAGGCGCUUCGCAGCCACACCCUCAUGAUGGAAGUGGUCCAGACGGCCAGAUAUAUAACAAUACGCGACAUAUUAACUAUAAACCGAGUGGAGCACAACCUGAAGUCUAGUUUAAUACAUAAAAUAAAUGACAUUGACGAAUUUGACAUGGUAAUAAACGACGAUGUAAUAUUAAAAACUGAAAAGAGAGCGGGAGAUAUAGAGGAAUUGGUCCUCGUCAAACCGGAGAACGAUGAAAUAGAGAAAGAGAUGGAGAAGGAGAUAGAAGAAGAGGAGAAUCCGCCUAUAGUGGAAGUGGAGGUGAAGGAUGAAAACAACGAUAAUGAAAUAUUCUUCGACGAGUAUGUAGACUACGAUUCAGAGGACGACAAGAAGUUGAGUGAAGUGGUGGUGAAACCGAAGAGUAAGGUUAAGAAAAAGAAACUCAAGUUGGAGAAGGGGCGGGAGAAGAAGAAGUCCGCCAGGAGGAGCGAGGAGGAGGACAGUCCAACUGCAGCUACUGAUAAGUACAAAACGUCUGAUGUCAAACGGCGGAAACCAAGCGACGGUCUCGACGAGACGUUGUUUACGGUCAUAAAGCUGACAUACGACGAACAAAUAGCCGAGAUACAGAAGCGGCAGGAGUCGUCCAGCUACAAGACGGCGCCGUUCAAGUGUACUAUGUGCUAUAGGGGUUUCCAGAUACAGGACAGAUACGACGCGCACGUGAUCCGCCAUAGCGAUCAAAGCGGUGCAUUCGAGUGUUUCAUAUGCAAAAGUCGGUUGAAGACGGCCCGCGCGCUUCGGAAGCACCUCACCGCGCAGCACACGGAGAAGUUCAGCUGCAACGGCUGUCCGUUCGUCACGAGAAACAGGGGAGUGGCGCGCGAGCACGAAAAGUGGCAUGCGGGCGCCCGCUACCAGUGUCCCCACUGUCCCAGCGAGUUCGACAAGCUGACCACAUACAUGGGCCACAUCCGAAUCAAGCACGUGUCGGACUUCGUGUGCGAGCUGUGCGGCUACACGUUCGUGAGCAAGAAGGGCAUCGACGUGCACAAGAGGAAGAAACACAGGGUGGCCAAGGACAAGCCGGUACAGUUAGAGGGACCGUACUGCGCCGUUUGCGAUGUAACUUUCGUGUCCGAGGAGGCGCACUCGAGGCACUUGAAGUUGUCGUCGAAACACAGCAGCGACAAUGACCCUAACCGCAUAAGGAACGACUCGCAGAGUAAGAGCUCGAAGUACGGCCGCGUGGUGCGCCACAUCGAGCGGCGGCCCGUCGUGCACGCGCGGCUCGACCGGCCGCCCGCCGGCUGCGCGGGGCCCGUCACCUGCGAACAGUGCGGUGUCCAGCUGCGUGAUCUACGGCUGUACGCGCAGCACUUCAGGCGGGCGCACCCGGACAAGAAUCGAACCAAGUAUCCCGCGAUGAAGACGCCGUGUAUGUGCGAACAGUGCGGCAGGAUAUUCCAGAGUAUGGCCCUCCUGAAAGACCAUAUGUGGGUGCACACGGGCGAGAAGCGGUUCAAAUGCGACCGCUGCGACAAGAGCUUCACGCAGAAGACCAACCUGGUGUUCCACCUCAGGGUGCACAGCGCGACGCGACCCACGUACGAGUGUCCACUAUGCGGGAAACACUUCGCCUUCUUCAACAACCGCCGGCGGCAUAUGUUUAUUCAUACGGGGCUGAAGCCAUUCAAGUGUGAGACUUGCGGGAAAUGCUUCACGACAGCGGGCGAGCAGCGCGCCCACGUCGACCACGUGCACCUCAAGAAGCCCUGGCCCAAGCGGGCGCGAGGGCCUCGCAUGCAGCAGCAGCACGACGGGGACGCCUGGCAGAAGUGCGCCGCCAUGGAGGACUAGAUAUCACCAGUAUAGUACAGUAAAAGUUCCUUAUUUACGCUUCCUUUAUUCGCGACCCAAUAUCUAUAUUCGCGGAUCUAAUUGAUACCUAAGAACAAGGAAUUACAUAGAAGGAGUGAUGAAAUUGGCAAUUCAUAGCAGGCUAGUCUAUAGAAAAUGUUAUACGGCCGUAUAACCCUACCAAAUUCAGAUACAACCUGUUUCCACACUUUCUACAUAAACUGUGUCCAAUAUAUAAUCUAGUAAUGACAAAUAAUUGAUGUAUCAGACAUUUUCUAUACACCAGCCUGCUGUGAAUUGACAAAAAUAGCAACUGAUGGUGUAUCUUUCGUCCUCUUUUUACUAAUUAUAUUUGCAUAAAAAGAAAGGAGGCGACCAUAUGAUUUAGUUUUUAUUUUAUCAUUCCUUCUAUAUUUAAUUCCUUGUUCUUAAAUUGAUACAUACCGAUUAGGUAUACUUUGUAAUCGCGUCGGCAAAUGGACUAAUGAAAAAAUAAAAAGAGACCUUAUUGCAACUGCGCCUAAAGUAUAUUAUCGAAUGCUGUAUACGUGGUUCGGCUUUCUAUACUCGCGGCAUAUUCAGGGAAACGUAUACGAAUACCCCGCGAACAAAGAGCUUUUACUGUACCCCUGUCUCCUUAAGAAACCCUGAUCCCAGUGUACCAAUCUUGUGAUGGAAGUACGUGACAUAAGUGAUCUUCCAUAAAGAACUAAGCCCAUCAGUGUCCCAAGCUAUACAAUGUAAUACACUAGCAUUUUUUUUUAUGGGUGAAAAUGGAAUAACCCCGCCUGCGCUAACGGGAUACGCUGGCGGAGCACCAGUGAAGGGUGAUAGAUGAGAAUGAAAACAGGCCAGUUAGCACAUCAUGAUGAAUUCAUGAGGCAUUAACCAUGAUAGUUUCCAGGGAGAACCCAAGGAGGUCGACCUGGUUGGGUAAUAUUGUUAGCAAUGGGAUUUUCAGUCUCCAUUACUAACAAUCCCUUUCCCCCCAUACACUAGCAUUCUUCAUCCAUUACUCAAAAAGCCAUAUCUCAAAUGUACUAACUGCAGUGUUAAGGGGGGAUAAUGGAUUGUUAAAAAUGGGGAUUAGUACCCCCAUCGUUAGCAUUACACCCUAUCAGGUCGACCUCCUCGCAGUUCCCCCUGGAAACUAUCGUGUUCUGUUUCAAGUGAAUCCAUCACGAUGGGCUAACUGACCUGUCUUUUCAUUCUCACCUAUCAUCCCUCACUGGUGCCCCGCCAGCGUAUACCGUUAGCGCAGGCGGGGUUACCAUUCCAUUAUCAUCCAUUUAAAAAAAACUGCAGUGUUAAAGGGGGAAGGGAUUGUUAGUAAUGCGGACUAGCAGUCCCAUUGCUAGCAUUAUACCCUGUCAGAUCGAACUCCCCGCAGGAGGAACCUGGAAACAAUCGUGGUAAUUUUUGUAAAAUACAUCACGUUGGGCUAACUUUCCUGCUGGUAUCCUCGCUUACCAUCCACCACUGAUGCCCUUCCAGCGAAUACCGUUAGCGCAGGCGGAGUUAUCAUUAAAAAAAAAAUCUACUGCUUGUGUGAAAUUAUUCCUAUGGAUAUAAUUUUUGAGAUAAUUAUAGAAAUAUCUACAAAUGUCACAUGAAAUGCUAUCAAAAACGAUCUCAAUAUAUACAUAUACAUAUAUAUAUAUAUAACAUACAUGUAAGUUUAUAUAAUAACAUUACAUUGUGAUCAAAUUAUGUUUUAUAAUGUAGUUGUGUGUGUGUGCGUGUCUUGUUUGUGUGUUAGUGAAUGAAUUUUUUACUAAACUAGGUGUUAUCUUACGGAAGUCUAUAUCACCGGUUAUUUGUUUUGAAUUUUGUUUAAUUCCGCUGGCCUGUUUUCAUUCUCAUCUAUCACCCUUCACUGGCGACCGCCAGCGUAUCCCGUUAGCGCAGGCGGGGUUACUAUUCCAUUUUCACCAACAAAAAUAUGGAAGGUUGUGGAACUUCUGGCAGUAACAGUGGUGAUCAGUCUUCUAGUGUUGGCAGUCGCACACAUACUAACGGUAGCGGAAUUAAACAAAAUAACUAAGCAAAUAACCGAUGAAUUUUUAUUAAAAAAAAAAAACUGUUGCAACAUUAGAAACCGUUAUUGAAUAAUGCUUCAAUCGUGUUUAUAGACUGAAAAAUAAAUUCACAUUAAAUAUAUUGUAUUAAUUUGUUAUUGUAAUUGUUUAUUUGGGCUUUACUUACGUUUUUAAACUGUCACUUCCGCCGACAGCACGCGUGCAGCAAACUUACAGCGCGCUGGUCGCACAGUGCUGCUCGCGGUACAGCCGUGAACCGCGCUCACGAGUAAGGGCUCCUAUUGAGUUUGAAACUAGUCGGGCAGCUCCCGAAUUAGAAACGUUAGUGAAGACGAUAUAAAUAUUUACAAUAGUCACAAUAAUUUGCUGUUGGUGAAAUUAACUGCCCAUAGCUUGAAAAUACAGAUGAAAUUAAAAAAAAAUUGCACGUGUUGUAUGGUUUAUGGUCUGGUUAUAUAUAGUUAUAACUAUAUAUACAUAGAAAUGUGAGCAUUAUUUUGACAAUCUUCUUCGAGAUAAAUCAAAAUUGCCGCACUGGCCAGAUACAUGCGGGCAGCGGCCGGCAAAAGUUGUAUGAAAAUUCAUAUCUGUCGUGUUUUGCGGCCAGAUAAAUUACUAUGUAAACUCAUAUCUGUCCUGUAAUUUAAAAACGGAAUGACCAUUUACUUCGAAACAUGACUACCAAGUAGGUAACUAAUAAAAGGUUAUAUUUAAAUUUCGAACUGGCUUGCAAAUAGAAAGCUGUUUAUUGAAAAAAAAACCAAAGUAACAUUAUGGCGCGUGAAAAAUUAUUAUUGUUCGUUAUUCGUCAUUGAACUUAAAAAGUAAAAUUGUGUUUUUUUAUUUCCGCGCAUUGUUUGAGAAAAGUACUAUACAAGCCUUGGCUACAACUAGGCAUUGAUGGACUCACGUAUGUGUGCCUCGGCUACGCCUCGGCCCACAUUUACACGUUCGUCCAUCAAUGCCUCAGUUGCUGGCUGCUGCAGUAAUGUACUAUAAUUGUCUUGCUUAUUCCCCUAUAUUGUAUAAUGCAAAUAAAGUAUACUCAUUCAUCCA
Galleria mellonella (greater wax moth) is the source of this 5619-nucleotide messenger RNA. Its product is annotated as zinc finger protein 569-like. Lineage: Eukaryota; Metazoa; Arthropoda; Insecta; Lepidoptera; Pyralidae. Bases 260 to 2524 code for a protein of 754 amino acids. Gene Ontology annotation, cellular component: nucleus. Gene Ontology annotation, molecular function: DNA-binding transcription factor activity, RNA polymerase II-specific; zinc ion binding; RNA polymerase II cis-regulatory region sequence-specific DNA binding. The transcript is spliced from 14 exons. The record is from RefSeq and is a predicted model, not a curated record. Gene Ontology annotation, biological process: regulation of transcription by RNA polymerase II.